This is a messenger RNA of Macadamia integrifolia, 3995 nucleotides long. RefSeq names its product ABC transporter C family member 3-like. Gene Ontology annotation, biological process: transmembrane transport. Gene Ontology annotation, cellular component: plant-type vacuole; vacuolar membrane. NCBI's taxonomy places the organism in Eukaryota, Viridiplantae, Streptophyta, Magnoliopsida, Proteales, Proteaceae. The transcript has 10 exons. Bases 1 to 3936 code for a protein of 1311 amino acids. The record is from RefSeq and is a predicted model, not a curated record. Gene Ontology annotation, molecular function: ABC-type transporter activity; ATP hydrolysis activity; ATP binding.
AUGAUCUUUUGUUAUGCUGGGUUGUUUGGCAAGAGGCAAGAAGAUGAAGAUUUUCAUCUAUUAGAGCAUCUUUUGAAAAUUAGUUCUAGUCAAAACAAUGAUGAUGGGAGACAAGAAUCAAGUGUCGGUGGAGAGAAUGUAACUCUUUAUGCAACUGCCAAUUUUUUCAGUUAUUUAACUUUUUCUUGGAUGAGUCCUUUGCUUGCACUUGGAUAUAGAAAGACAUUGGACAUUGAAGAUAUUCCUCAACUUGCUAAUUGUGAUACUGCCAAUGUGGUCUUUGCUCGUUUUAGAAAUAAACUUGAAUCUGAUGGUAAUGACAUUGGCACUGGUGGUCAGGGAAGCACAUUCAAGCUGGUGAAGGCAUUAAUUUUCUUAACCUGGAAAGAAAUUCUAUGGACAGCUCUAUUCUCCAUGGUAUGCAUAUUGGCUUCUUAUGUUGGACCAUACCUUAUUGAUGCCUUUGUUCAAUAUCUUAUCAACCCUCAUCAACAGAAAGGCUAUGCACUAGUGUUUAUUUUCUUUAUUUCAAUGCUCAUAAGGUGCUUUUUUGAGAGACACUUACAAUUUCAAUUGCGAAUGAUAUCAAUUAGGGUUCGUGCUGCUUUGUUCGCAUUAAUCUAUAAUAAGAGUCUCAGGCUUUCAAGCCAAUCAAAGCAAGAACACACUAGUGGUGAAAACAUAAAUUUGAUGAGUGUUGAUGUUGAGAGGAUUGCCUAUUUCAGUUGGUAUGUGCACGAUAUAUGGAAGGUGCCUGUUCAAAUUGUUUUAGCAUUGUUGAUCUUGUACAAAAGCCUUGGGCUUGCUUCACUUGUAGCUUUGGUUGCCACAAUAAUUUUGAUGUUAGCAAAUGGUCCACUAGGACAAUUGCAGGAAAAAUUUCAAGGGGAAUUGAUGGAUUCAAAGGAUCGAAGGAUGAAGUUGACAUCUGAGGCUCUGAGGAAUAUGAGGAUUCUUAAACUUCAGGGUUGGGAGAUGAAAUUCUUGGCUAAGAUAAUUGAACUCAGGAACGUUGAAACAAGAUGGUUAAAAAAGGUACUUUAUACAUCAGCUAUAAGUUCCUUUGUGUUUAUGUGUGGUCCUAUGUUUGUAUCCAUGGUUACUUUUGGGUUCUGUGUGCUUAUGGGAAUACGAUUAGAGUCAGGAAAGAUUCUAUCUGCACUUGCAACAUUUGAGAUUUUGCAGAGGCCCAUUUAUAAUCUCCCAGACACUGUCUCCACUGUAGUGCGAACUAAAGUUUCCUUAGACAGGAUUGUCUCAUUCCUUUGUCUUGAUGAUCUUAAUUUAUGUAUGAUACAGAAUUUUCCAAGAAGUAAUUCCGAUAUUGCAGUUGAGAUAGUCAAGGGAAAUUUCUCUUGGGACAUUCAUUCUCAUAAUCUCACGUUAAAAGAUCUUAGUAUCCGAGUGUACCACGGCAUGAAAGUGGCUGUUUGUGGUUCGAUUGGGUCAGGCAAGUCAAGUCUACUUUCAUGCAUAUUAGGGGAGAUGCCAAAUGUAUCUGGAGACAUUAAGUUGAAUGGAACAAAGGCCUAUGUAGCACAAUCACCUUGGAUACAAAGUGGUAAAAUAGUAGACAAUAUAUUGUUUGGCAAGGAGAUGGAUAAUGAAAGGUAUGAGAUGAUACUUGAAGCAUGUUCACUGAAGAAUGACCUAGAAUUGUGGGCCUUUGGGGAUCAAACUAUGGUUGGGGAUAGAGGGAUCAACCUAAGUGGUGGGCAGAAACAAAGAAUCCAGAUUGCACGUGCUUUGUACCAUGAUGCUGAUAUUUAUUUGCUUGAUGAUCCCUUUAGUGCUGUGGAUGCUCACACAGGAAAUCAUCUAUUUAAGGAGUGUUUGCUGGGGAUUUUGGGUUCAAAAACAGUAAUUUAUGUUACACACCAACUAGAGUUUUUACAUUCUGCUGAUCUUAUCUUGGUUAUGAAAGAUGGAAGGAUAACUCAAACAGGAAAGUAUGAAGAAAUUCUUAGUUGUGGAACUGACUUUAUGGCCUUGGUGGAUGCACAUGAGAAAGCUUUGGUAGAACUUAAUUCUUCUAAACCCGAGGUUGAUUUGGAUAAUCUAAUAAAUGAUGAGGAAGAUUGUAUUAUAAUGUGUAGCCAAAAUCCUAUUCAAGAUGAUGAGGAUAGAGAACCCAAAAAUUACAACAUAGAAAAAUUGGUUGGGCUAGAAGGCCAGCCGGACCAAGAAGAAAAGAGAGAAAGUGGUGGUGUUCACUUUUCAGUCUACUGGAAAUAUGUUACCGCUAUAUAUAAAGGGGCUUUAGUGCCAUUAAUAUUGUUAGCACAAAUUCUUUUUCAGCUUCUCUUAAUUGUCAGUAGUUACUGGAUGGUGUUGGCUACUCCCAUUUCAGUAGAUGUGAAACCUUAUGUUAGAGAAUCCACCCUUAUCUUUGUUUAUGUUGUUUUGGCCCUUGGAAGCUCUCUUUGUGUACUUAUAAGGGCCAUGCUUAUUGUCACUGUUGGUUACAAGACAGGCACUCUAUUUUUCAACAAAAUGCAUUUUUGCAUUUUUCGUGCUACCCUAUCAUUUUUUUAUUCUACUCCAAGUGGAAGGAUUUUAAAUCGGGCAUCUGUAGAUCAAAGUGCAGUUGAUACUUCUAUUCCACAUCAAAUUGAAGAACUUCUUAUUUCAAUCAUGGAAUGUCUAGGAACUAUUGCAGUAAUGUCACAGGUUACAUGGCAAAUGUUAAUAGUUUUUAUUCCGAUGACUGUGAUAUGCAUUUGGUAUCAGAAAUACUACACAUUUACAGCAAGAGAAUUAUCUCGGUUGAUUGGAGUAUGUCAAGCUCCAAUUAUACAACAUUUUGCUGAAUCUAGUUUAGGUUCAUCCACGAUUAGGUGCUUCGAACAAGAAGAGAGGUUUAUGGAUACAAACCUUGAGCUGGUGGAUAGGUACUCUCAGCCUAAAUUUCAUUUCUCUGGUGCAAUCGAAUGGUUAUGCUUUCGUAUGGAUAUGUUAGCAUCCAUCACAUAUGCUAUCUGUUUGGUUUUCUUGGUCUUAAUGCCGAAGGGAGUACUAAAUCCUGGUGUUAUGGGUUUAGCUGUCACAUACGGGCUCAGUUUCAGUUUGCAUGGGGUCAUUUGGGAUCUUAGCAGUCUUGAAAAUAAAAUCAUAUCAAUUGAAAGAAUAUUACAGUAUACAUGUAUCCCUACAGAAGCCCCUUUGUUGGUGGAAGAAAACAGGCCAAGCUGUGAAUGGCCAUCACAAGGGAAAAUUGAUAUUGUUGAUCUAAAGGUCCAGUAUGCCCCACACCUUCCUUUUGUCUUACGAGGUAUCACAUGUUCUUUCCUCGAAAGGACAAAGAUUGGCAUCAUUGGGCGAACAGGAAGUGGUAAAUCAACUCUUGUGCAUGCUCUCUUCCGCAUGCUUGAACCUACAAUUGGUCAAAUUUUGAUAGAUGGUAUCAACAUCUCCAAGAUUGGCCUUCAUGACUUGCGGUCAAGAUUAAGCAUCAUCCCACAAGAUCCAAUAAUGUUCGAGGGUACUCUAAGAAACAAUCUUGACCCACUUGAAGAGUACACUGAUGCACAAAUAUGGGAGGCUUUAGAUAGAUGCCAGCUUGGAGAUGAAGUUAGAAAGAAAGAAGGGAAUCUUGAUUCUAUAGUGACUGAAAAUGGAGAGAAUUGGAGCAUGGGUCAAAAGCAACUAGUCUGUUUAGGGCGGGUAUUGCUCAAAAGAAGCAAAGUGUUGGUACUUGAUGAAGCUACUGCAUCAAUGGAUACUAAGACUGACUCUCUAAUUCAGCAAAUGCUUAGGCAACAUUUCUCAAGUUCCACUGUCAUCACAAUUGCACAUAGGUUAACAUCAAUUCUUGAUGUCGAUAUGGUCCUCCUUCUUGAUAAUGGCCUUGUAUUGGAAUAUGAUUCCCCGGCCAAAUUGCUAGAGAUGAAGUCCUCGUCAUUUGCAAAGUUGGUUAAGGAUUAUACUCGAAGAUGAAGUUCUUAGUUUUUUUAAAAGCUAAAUAAUUGAGUUUUGAAUAUUCAAACGUGAACAGA